Molecule: messenger RNA, 2049 nt
Organism: Vanderwaltozyma polyspora DSM 70294
Lineage: Eukaryota; Fungi; Ascomycota; Saccharomycetes; Saccharomycetales; Saccharomycetaceae
Gene: RCO1
Product: Rco1p
Exons: 1
Coding region: 1-2049 (682 amino acids)
Biological process (GO): regulation of transcription by RNA polymerase II
Cellular component (GO): Rpd3S complex
Source: RefSeq, a predicted model, not a curated record
AUGUUUAGUACAGCAUCAAGUUCAAAUCCUCCUUCAAAUGGAAUGGAAAUGAAGGUAAAAUCGGAUACUCAAUCAAUAGUUUCAUCUUCAUCUUCUUCAGCUUCAAAUUACGAUAAGAAAUUACGUCAAACUAAAAGGCCUAAAAGAGCAUCUUCUCAAAAUGUGGAUUAUAAUCUGAAAAAGAGAAGAAUUAUUCCUUCUAAUGAUUCAUACACAAGAAUAAAUGAGCUAACGAAGCAAAAGGAUUUAGAGGAUCCAAGUUUUGAAGAGGAGAGAGAAAUAGUCGAAUUAGUGGAAAGAGAUGAAAAUGGUAAUAUAAUAAACAUCAAUGAUGACCAAAUACUUACAACUACAAAAAAUGGUGCGACUGGAUUGCCGUUAUCAGAUUAUCCUCCAGAAAAAGUGAAAAGAGAAUCCCUUUGGGAUUAUAAAAAAUUAUUAUUACCAAAUGGUAAUAUUUUUAACGUCGACGAUUCAAAAUAUAAGGCAAACUUACAAACUAAUAAUUCUAAUGAUCUAACGAAAUCAAGUGGCAUAAGAGGAAACAGAAUUCCAGUAGAUAUUCAUGAGAACGAACGUAAAGACAGCACUUAUAAAUAUUAUGAGCCAAUACAAGAAACUUUAAAUAGUAAUAAAAACAACCAUAACCAUCACACUGGAAAAAUUGCUCACCCACAUAUAAUGACAAAAAUUAAAGAUUCAUUAUUAAAAGAAUCCAAAAGUAAAUUAUUUGGACAAAGUACAGUAUCAAAUUUACAAGAAGAUACAUCAACUGCAUCAAAUACCACUACAUUAGCAAAUGAACCAGAGUUUGAUAAUGAUGAUUUCUGUUCAACUUGCUUACAAACAGGUUCAUUUUUAUGCUGUGAUACCUGCCCUCGCUCUUUCCAUUUUUUAUGUUUGAAUCCUCCUUUGGAUCCCGAUCAACUACCCGAAGGCGAUUGGUCUUGCCCACAUUGCAUAUUUCGAAUGAAAUACCCAACUAAUACAGCUUUCAAAAAAGCAGAAAAAGAAUUUGUUAAUGACUUGCCACAGCAAAAUAGGCUUUUUGGUAAGCUCUUAUUUCAGUUGGAAUCAACAAAUCCAAUUCAAUACAGGGUUCCUAAAACCGUAAGAGAGGCUUUCCAAAAUGUUAAAACUGGUGCCAGAGGUCAAUAUCAAGAUGAUAGAGAAAAAGAACCUUUGACCGAAAAGCUAAUAUUUGGCACACCAUAUGGUCAAAGUAUAACAAAAUUAGAUUGUUAUACUCCAGAUACUCAUAUUAAUACAGAAGAUAAUUCUUUCUUGCUUUGCUUCAGGUGCGGAACGACAAAAAUGGGAACAUGGGAUAAUUAUAAGACUGAUUCAAAAUUAAUCAUGAAAUGUGACUAUUGUAAUACACCUUGGCAUUUGGAUUGCAUUCCCGAGGUUCCUCGUGCAUCAAUGAAAAACCUAGGAACAAAAUGGAUGUGUCCUUUGCAUGCUGAUAAAGCAAAUCUGAAGUCAACAAGCUAUGAUACACAUAGGAAGUUAUCACACAAGCAGAAAUAUAUGAAGCCAUUGCAAACCUCAGGAUUUAGGAAUAAUGGUGAUAUAAACAUUGCUUUAGAUGAGUUAACUGUACCCGCAUCAAAAUACACCAUAAACGAGUUUAAAAAACCUGGUGAAUAUCCACCUAUUCCGGUCUUACAAGAGAAUUCAGUCAAACUGGAUUUUAUGGAUAAAAUUUAUAAGGCUAAAAAAGUACAAAGGGAUUUAGAUAUUAGAUCACAGGAACAUUUGUUGAAUAAAGUAAUGUUUGCUUCAGCUUUAGAAUCAAAUAAGACUGAAACAAAAAAAUCAGAAGGUUCAUUAAUUGGUGACCUUGCUCCUCUUAUUUACUUUGCUUUAGGUGAAGAAUCAAGACUACAGAAACUUUGGGAUUUUAAAGAGCUUUGUACAAUUGCCGACGAUGAGUUGGUUAAGAACGAUAUUUCUAAUAAGGAAAUAAAGCAAUUAGCAUUCCUAAAGAAAUUGUUAGAAUCUAAACCUAAAGAGGAAAUAAUGAAAUUUUUAAAUCUUCAUGAGUAG